GUGCCCACAAUGCACCUCACAAUUAAUAGUGCACCCUCACUCAGCAAUGGUAACGGUGGAACUGUAAGUGCGGGGAAUAUUGGUAACGGAACCAAUGGUUCAUCGACUGGAAAUAGUGGCGGCUCUGCUGGCAGUGGUGGAAGUCUAAAUGUAUGUGCUCAAAAUGGCAACAGUCACUCUGGACAACAUGAAAGUCCAGGGAAUGGAGGUUCAGGCGGCGGUGCAAAUACAGGCAGAUCCAGUAAUAAUGGCAAUGGCACCAACGGCAGAGGAGUUGGCGGAACUGGAAACGUUAGCGGUACCGCGACCAAUGGCAAUGGAUCGAGCACGGGUGCCGGCAGCGAAAGUGGCCCACCGUCGGCGGCCAGCAUCUUGAACGAUACUUACACCAAAAUGACAUCAGAUAUCCUUGCGGAGCGGACGUUGGGCGACUUUCUGUCCGAGCACCCGGGCGAGCUUAUCCGAACCGGGAGUCCUCUGUUUGUGUGCACUGUGCUGCCCCCGCACUGGCGCUCGAAUAAAACACUUCCGGUUGCGUUCAAGGUCGUCGCUCUCGGUGACGUCGGUGAUGGUACGAUGGUAACGGUGCGAGCCGGCAACGAUGAAAACUAUUGCGCCGAACUGCGUAACUGUACAGCGGUAAUGAAGAAUCAGGUUGCCAAGUUCAACGAUCUGCGAUUCGUGGGCCGAAGUGGUCGUGGAAAAAGCUUCACGCUAACUAUUACUGUAUCAACAAGUCCACCACAAGUUGCCACUUAUAACAAAGCAAUCAAAGUUACGGUUGACGGGCCACGGGAACCCCGAUCGAAAACAAAUAUGACCCAAUUUGGCCUAAGCUCCACUAACUCUCACUGGAGCUAUAGCUCAACGGGUCCAUACUCACCGUAUCUCACUUCGUGCACAACUCCAACUGCUUCCCAGUUUAACAAUCCGUCGCUUGGGUUUACGUGUAGCUCGGGUGAACAGGCUGGUGGACAGGAUUUUUCCGCUUCAGCGCGUGACUGCGUUACAAUGUUACCGGACUCCACGGCUACCGACCUGGACCAACACCUAAGCAGCCUGGUAGGGGCAACACAACAAGCCACAAGCCAUAUGGUCCAAACAAAUAUAAUCUCAGGUGGAGCAGGCGUUACCAAUAACUCGAACAACACUGGUGGUAGCGGUAGUAGCGGAAACAGCUUAACUCCACAAAUUCCCGCUCACUUGUCGAAUAGUCUUAUAGUACCCCGAUACGCACAGUCAACGGGUACCAACAAUCACGUGGACGCCUACGGACUCACCAGCAAUCAAAGCGAACCUCGUAGUUUAAGUGACUCGUCGCAAGCUGAAUCUCCUGUGCAAGAUGACUUACUUACUUCCAACACACCCAACCUUGGUCCCAGCAGCGGUCCCACAACUACCACCGGUGCUGGUGACAGCGGCGGUGUAAAUGGUGGUGCUAAUGGUGGAGGAAGCAAUGGUGGGGGAGGUGGUAAUAGCAAUGGACUACAUCAAAAUUUCUCAAACAUUGUAAUGAGCCAAAGCAAUGGAGGAUCCAACGCAUCCACAACACCCAACUUUGUAGGUUCGAAUGGGACCAGCAGCUGUAAUGGUUCACCACUCUACCCCGUCCUGCCAGCUAGUCUACUUUACUCACAGCUGUACACAGCUGCAAACCAAUCGGUGGGAGGAUUCGGACAUGCAGUAAAUCAUCACCAUCAUAUCCAGUCCACGCACGGAGCGGUGGCAGCUGCUGUUGCCGUUGCUACUGGAGGAAGUCCGGUACAAAACAGUGCAUCUGCCGCCGCGGCAACAGCAGCCGCUGCUGCUAUGCAUGCUGGCGAACUUCAGAGUGUUAUGGACCAUCUUACGGCUGGUACUACCCAAGCUGCGGCUGUUGCGGCAGCGGCCGUGUCUCAUCGACAUCAUUACCAUCAUCAUCAAACAGGAGCAAACUUAAUUGGUGGACACGGCCAUGGCAAUCAGAGUAGUGGUGUAGGGGUCAUUACUAAUCCUGAAUUGUCGCUUAUUGGAAAUUGCAGUGCAAUGGCCCGUGGAGCCCUCGACGAAUCAACUCAUCGAGUACUGAGUGGUGCUGGAGUUGUCGGUGGGCGAUUAAAUGGCCACUCCGAUAAUACUAGCCAGGUAGGACAGACCACCGAUAAUGGGAAUUCUGUCUGGCGACCGUACUGAAACAGAACUAUCGCGAGUGUGCCCGGUAUAACCACCAAUUGUAUAUCCGAGAAAAGAAUACCAUUCCCACCAUCAUUUACUUCUAUCUCAUCUUAAUCUCAACCUAGUGCUUACAAAAACUCCUCAAUUAUAUAAGGUUGGUCAGACUAGUUAUAAGAAAUACGUUAUUCAAAAUGUACAGGAUUGAAAUGCAUAUGCAAUGUUAGCCCUGUAAAUCAAAUAUAAAAUUAAUAUAUGAAUCAGCCGUAUAUGCUUGCUCCCACGAAAAAGAGAUAUGUUGACUGGCCAAUUAAUGGCACAAUGAUAAUCAGUAUGUAAAACUUUUAACAGAUACUCGAUACAAUUUCUGGUAAAAAACAUCAUCUAGCAAUAUUAUUCCUCGUGGAGGGGGAAAUUGAGCAAGGUUCGUGAAGAAGGAAGCGAGUAGCAAAAUUAUCCAAUUGCAACAGGCUACCAUGAAAAUGUUGCAAGGAAUAUUUCUUCAUGACAUAUGUUUCGGCAGUGAUGUGGGAACAGAUUUGUAGUCAAAGAAUCUUAUCGUGUGAGGGCAUCUAAUCGUUAUUAAUUAUGAAGCAAUUUAUUAUUAUUGAUCGCUUCCUGUAAAUAAAAAUCGGUAUAACUAUCCUGUUUGUGUCCAUACAGUUUGAUUCGUAAAACUCUUUUUCAAAGCCUGUAGAUUCAUUUUAAUGAAACAAAUGUGUGAAUAAAUGCUAAAUUUAACCCUUAGGAUUAAUUGCCUAUUUAAGCAAGGCAUUGAGAACAUGUCUAUCAUAUAUUAAGGAACGUGAGCUAGAACAACACAGAUAUAUUUUCAAAUGCGUGUCCAUGGGAGAGCGCUUAACGCAUAUGCACGCAUUUCGUAAUAUUUUGUAUACAUGAUACAACCUAGUUUUAUCAAAGCCAAUACAGGGUUUUCCAAUUGAGUUUAGACAAGCAGCAUACUUUUUUUUAAUAGUCGCAAUAGAUUCUUGACUAG
Molecule: messenger RNA, 3148 nt
Organism: Anopheles merus
Lineage: Eukaryota; Metazoa; Arthropoda; Insecta; Diptera; Culicidae
Product: protein lozenge-like
Exons: 4
Coding region: 10-2172 (720 amino acids)
Biological process (GO): regulation of DNA-templated transcription
Cellular component (GO): nucleus
Molecular function (GO): ATP binding; RNA polymerase II cis-regulatory region sequence-specific DNA binding; DNA-binding transcription factor activity, RNA polymerase II-specific
Source: RefSeq, a predicted model, not a curated record